This is a messenger RNA of Xylaria bambusicola, 529 nucleotides long. RefSeq lists its product as uncharacterized. The transcript has a single exon. The coding region runs from base 199 to 468 and encodes 89 amino acids. The record is from RefSeq and is a predicted model, not a curated record. NCBI's taxonomy places the organism in Eukaryota, Fungi, Ascomycota, Sordariomycetes, Xylariales, Xylariaceae.
AAGGCUGGAAAUACUGGGCAACCCUCUAGGCCAGCUGAAAGUUAGGUAGGUAGUAAGCCCAGCACAGUUAGUGUGAGCAUUACAGCACGUUUAGCGUUGCCGCUUAUGGGAUUAGGGCGAGGUCCUGGUAGAGGUAACUGGUACCGCUAAGGCUCGUCGCGUCAACACUGGGAACCAUUUUAGAGAGCACCCUGGCUAAUGAACACGCGGAUAUCGCCUGCAAGCACUCACGAUAGCAUCUGCCUUGCCGUGCUUGCGAUCUUGACUGAGAUUCGGAUCUUAAUUACAGCUCCUACUAAUUCUGAUUGCGCAGGGACGGGCGGUAAUCGAUUGGAUACAGGGCUGUAUUCGUCACAUGACGCGGGCGUAGAGGGCAUGGUCCUAUUCCAUGCACACCUUCAGACAUAUCGUCCCUUACAACUUCUUGACUCUACAUGGUGGGGUGGAAUCAAAGAGAGUACAGCGUAGAAAAUGAAUGAGACGAAGAAGAGUUCCAUGAAGGGAGCUUCGGAGAGAAGUGAGUGGUCCU